Messenger RNA from Gopherus flavomarginatus (Mexican gopher tortoise), 2876 nucleotides. RefSeq names its product prodynorphin (gene PDYN). Gene Ontology annotation, molecular function: opioid receptor binding. The record is from RefSeq and is a predicted model, not a curated record. Gene Ontology annotation, cellular component: plasma membrane; axon terminus; neuronal cell body. NCBI's taxonomy places the organism in Eukaryota, Metazoa, Chordata, Testudines, Testudinidae. Gene Ontology annotation, biological process: sensory perception; chemical synaptic transmission; neuropeptide signaling pathway.
ACGAAGGCUUUCUGGCAGUUGGAAAACAGAUGCCUCGUGCAUGUUCCCAGGAGUUACUGUUUAAAGGGCCUGGGGAUCAUUGGGGGCCCGUCUCAGGGUGGUGGAGAGGAGUCUGUGACUGAUUAUUCACAGCUUCCGUCUCCCCCCAUUGGCUCUGGAGAGCCUAUGCUGAGCUGGGGCUCAGUGACAGGAGGAGGCUCCAUGUCAAUAAAAAGAGGGGAUCGAAAGAGUAGGGCUGUAAUUCCAAAGGGGAACAAGCAGAGCUUGGCCAUCCUCGGUGCCGUCAGGGGGCUACAAAGCCAAAAGCUACAGCUGCUAAAAGGGAGCAGUUUCCUCCCCCACCCUCCCUUGACUGAUGACCAGAUUAUCCUGAAGCUGAGGAAAGGAGAUGAACAGAAUCUGCUGAGACUCCCAACUUUCCAAGAGCCUGCAGCUCCCAGAAUCAACUUUCCACCCAAACUCUGCCUGGGGUGGGGAGCUCUCCAGGGACUGGGAGGAACACACAGGAAGUGCCCACUGUGCAGAAUGGAGUGGCAGGUUCUGGUGUUGGCUCUUUGCAUGGGUUUGGCUCAUUUGGCCUCUGCAGACUGUGCAGCCCAGUGCUCCAUGUGUGCCGUGCAGACCCAGGAUCUGGAGAAACCCAUCAGUCCCCUGAUCUGUUCGCUGGAGUGUCAGGGCUCCUUGCUGUCCCGCGCAGAGUGGGAGAGGUGCCAGACCGCUCUGGCUCUCCUCGCCUCACUGAUGGCGGCGGUGGAGGGCCAGGGCCUGUCCCCUCUGGAGGCUGAGGCGAAGGCAGAGCCAGAGGGGAGCCCCAUCCCCGGCGAGUUCCCCAGCAACCUGGUCAAACGCUAUGGCGGCUUCAUGAAGAAACUGGACAAGAACAAGAUUUUCUCCCUCUUUCGUGAGAAUGCCCACAGCAAAGGCAGCAUGACUAAGAAGUAUGGUGGCUUCUUCCGCAAGCCAGGGGAGAGGGCGGCCUCUGAGGUGGCGGAGGACUACCCAGAGCUGGAGGCCAGGGAGACAGGCGACCACAGCGAAGAGCCUGAGGAAGGAGACCUAAAAGACGAGAUGAAGCGCUACGGGGGCUUCCUCCGCAAGUACCCCAAGAGGAGCUCAGCGCUGGCCCCCGACGGGGAGGGGCAGGAGCUGGAGGACCUGCACAAGCGCUAUGGGGGCUUCCUGCGCAGGAUCCGCCCCAAGCUCAAAUGGGACAAUCAGAAGCGCUACGGGGGCUUCCUGCGGCACCAGUUCAAGGUGACAACGCGGUCGGACAAGGACCCCAACGCGUACUCGGGGGAGGUCUUGGACCUAUAGAACCCCCCCUACAGCCGGAAUACUUCCAGUAUGGACUGCAUCACUCCUCCCGACCCACAUCGCCCUCCCAUGCUCAGCCAAGCAUCCCAGGCAUCACACACACAUCCGGCCUGUGAGCGGAGACCCAGACGCACCGCUCUGCUGCUGCUUCCCUGAAGAACCAGAUGUUUCGAGCCAGGAAGGGAUUGUAACCUGCAAAAUUCCUCCUCAGUUUCUGUCUCUGUCAGCUCUGGGACUUGCACCUGCUGUUGUUUCCAGUACCGAACCGAUCAGCCCAGCUAUGGGUUUAGUUCAGCUGUAUCGAAAGCAGAUUACUUUAAUUAAGUCUCAGACGACUGACUAUUGAUCCUCCCUGUGAUCCUUAGCGAUGAGCCCAACUCACCCUCCAGUCAGAAUACCCCAAAUGCUGGGGAAGUUCAGCUCUGGAUCCAAACUUGGUGGCUGGCCCCUUUGGUCCAUCACGGACCAACCCAAAGCUCCAGGUCCAAAGGCCUCCCAGCUUUGGGGGAGUUUGGCUCUAGCGCCAAAUCAGAACCAUACCGCUGUAGUUCUUUGCAGUGGAACCCCAUUUUCAAAAGUCCCCAGUGCUGGCACCAGGUGCUGCCAGGCAUUUCCAAUUUAAAAAUUCUAAUGGAAACAGAGGCAUCUGCUACUUGCCUUUUAGUCUAUCCAUUCAGAUGCCUCUGCUGAGAACAUCCAGUGUCUCCCAGAGGGACCUGUAUUUGUAUGGGAAGGCAUCUUGCCUGGAGAGCAAGGUGGGCUUGCCCUAUAGACUUCAUUAUAUUCCAGCUAAAUCACAGCUGUGAUCCUUUCUAAUACACACAAGAGAAGCAGGAUCCUAAUGAAGCGAUGAAAUCACAACAGCGUCGCACUUCUGAAGGCACCCGAGUCAGCCUCUCGUUUGUCGCCUGGGGUUUUAUGUGCACAGUCAUUAAGGGAGCAGAGUGAAUGGAGGUAUUGUGCUGCCAGAUUUGCUGGCACAGUCCGGUUCUUUAUGCCUUGGAGUGAUUGUGCGCACAGAAUUGCAGGUGCAAAUAAUUAGGAGCGCAGACUGACGCUAGCUGUCCCCAUUCUCUCUCUCUGCUCACAGGGGAUCGCUCCCACACCCAAUGACAGAAAUCAAUGAGGAGCCAUGUCUGAGAGUUUGGCUCAUCAUGGAGUUCUCGUUGCAACCAUCAGUGUUGUUCUCCAUCCUCCAGCUAGUGCUGAAUUGCAACAGGCCAACAAAAAUACUCUGAGACAGAGGCAGGAAAGGGCGGGGCUUGGCCCAUUGUUUCCUUUUCCAACCAUGGGCAAAAUUGGGAAAUUAAACUAGAUGAAAGCUAUGAAAGGGAAUGUAGACAAGGUCUGGACUCUGCCUGAGAUGCACUGUUUGGCUCAGCACAGGCCUCCAUCAGCCCUCACCUGCUCCCUUGUGCUGUUCUGAAAUGUACAGAUUGUUUCGGAGUCUGGUUACUUUUCGUUAUUACGUUUACAAGAAGAAAUAAAGUUUGGUCUGUCUUGAGAUGGGUCACGGUCACCCCCUUCCUUUUCUGUACGGUAAAUAAAAAGAUGUUCAUGAG